CAUAAAUAAACAGUUACUUUAUUUUUGUUUAUGAAAUCAAGUAAUUCAGAAAUGCCUUAGAGUUCAACAAAUGACAGAAAGGAUAAAGAAAAAAAAAAUUGAAUGGAGGCAUCUUUUCACAGCUUUCUUUUAUUUAUAUUAAAGACAAAAUCCCAUCUGAUGCAGAGAUCCUAAUAAAAAUAUUAUAAAGUAUUUUAAAUAAGAUUUCAGAAUACAGAACAGCUCUUUAUGGUAAUAAAGGACAUAAUUUUAAAACGCAUUCAAGGUAAAGUGACCCUAUUAAGCCCAUCCACACAUGAACAGCCUUCCAAUAAAUUUAGUAUUCAACUGAAGAUGAAUCUCACAUCUAAACAAUCAUGUUUUAGCAUGGACCAUAUACGUUUUUUUAUUGCAAACAUUUAAUCUUAGAUGUGUAAAAAGUAAGCCCUCUAUGUGAAAUCCGAUUCAUUUUGUAUUAGUCCGCUCAGUUAAUGACAGAAAUGCAAAUCAAACUGGACAAAUGUUUGACAUUUUCAUCAUCUACACAACAACAACAACAGAACAGGUAGUCUCGGGUUCUUCCCUCCUUCACAUUUCCUUUACUACAGUAAUAUUUAACAUCCCCAUAAUAUAAUGUUGCUGUUGAAAGACUCAAGAACUUUUGCUCAAAGUAUUUUCUUAACAUUUAUACACUUUAAAGUUUGAUGCUUAUUGUCACCUCUUUUGCAAAUGCUCAUUUCGAAUGCAAAUUUUAGUUUACAAAAAUCUAAACAAAUAACACUGCAAGACAUAGGCUAUAUGUUUUAUUAAUAUACCAAUUUAUACAUUUGACUCAUCCCUUUUCUUAAAAAUGGUCAAAAGCUGAAAUGUUUACCAUCUUAUGAGACUUUUGUUUUGUGAAACCCUGUAUCUGAACUGUAAAUCAUGUCAUUUUACGGUGUAGUAUGUUACCAUAGACACUGCCCUAUCCUGCUCCUAUGGGAUUCAUUUUACUUGUGCAGGCCUUAAAAAGUCUUAAAUUUUAAUUUAAAAAUCCUGCAAACAGAAAAAUAAAAUUCCUUUAUUGAUAUUUGUUCAUAUUUGUGUAUUGAAAAUGUUUUUGAUACAUGUUUUGUCUCCUAUCCAAAAUAAAUAAAUAAAAAUCAUCUGAAGAGUGCUUGCCUGAGGGCUGCCAGGGAUUUUGAAAUAUAGCGAGCCCUGUUUGUGUGGAAGACCAUUGCUGUGGAUAUUGGGACAGGUCCAAACUCAUAUAGAGCGUUUAACCGUCACAAUUAGAAUUAAAAUAAAUUACAAUGGAUGUGUGCAUGUGACCCAUAAAAAAAAAAAAAAAUUUAUUAAUCUGUGUUAAUGUUAGUUAAAGGUCCCAUGACAUGCUGCUUUUUGGAUGUAAUGGUUUUACUGGAAAAAGCUAAUGGUUUAUAAUGGUAUUUAAUGGAAACCAUUGGAAUUGGGCUUCUAUUGUUUUUUUUUUUUAGCAGUCUUUUAGGGGUCUUAUAAGCACUGCAGAGGCCCCGCCUUAUCCACCUUUUUCUUCAACGCCGAAGUAAGCCUAUGGGUGAGACUUCCGGUUCAUUAGCCGCUACAGGUGUCUUUGGUGUUGAUGUGGAUGGAAUGGAGUCAGUGUCAGUGCUGGAGGGAGAUUCAGUCGCUCUAAACUCUGGUUUUACUGAAAUGAUGGAUGAUGAUCUGAUUCUGUGGAGGUUUGGAGCUGAAAACACUUUAAUAGCUCAAAUCAACGUAAUGGCCGGCAGCAUCACUGUAUAUGAUGAUGAUCUCGGUGGGAGAUUCAGAGACAGACUGAAGCUGGACGAUCAAACUGGAUCUCUGAUCAUCACAAACAUUAGAACUGAACACACUGGACUCUAUCAACUACAGACCAACAGUGUGAGCAAGAGCUUCAGUCUCACUGUCUAUGCUCGUCUACCGGUUCCUGUCAUCAGCAGUAACUCUUCACAAUGUUCUUCAUCAUCAUCAUCGCAGCAGAAUUGUUCAUUGGUGUGUUCAGUGGUGAAUGUGGGUCAUGUGACUCUCUCCUGGUACAAAGGAAACAGUUUAUUGUCCAGCAUCAGUGUGUCUGAUCUCAGCAUCAGUCUCUCUCUACCUCUGGAGGUGGAAUAUCAGGAUAACAACACCUACAGCUGUGUGCUCAACAAUCCCAUCAGCAACCAGACGAGACAUCUGGACAUCAGUCAACUCUGUCACACAUGUUCAGCAGUCGGGAUCUUCUGCAUCUGCAGGAAACACAGGAAAACAGAUCAAGAAGUUCAGGCUCGUGAAGAGGAGAUCACUUACGCUGAUCCAACAUUCUACAAAAGAAAAGCACAGAAAUCGAAUGUUAAAGAGGAGGAGGAUGUGGUGUAUGCAGGUGUCGUCACUAGAAGAUGAUCAAUCUUCAGUCAGUUGUACCAGAUCGCGCUGAGUGAUCAUUACACCAGGAAGUUCCUGCAACACCCUGCAGUUUCUGAGUCUAUUGCUGCUUCCCAAUGUGCCUACUUAUACUACGCCCUUAAAGUAUGUACUCUUUUGGUGAGGAAAAAGUACACACUAUUAUUUUAUUCGUGUUUGUAGUACUGAACUGAAUCCUACACCUAAGCGCAAUGGAUUGUGGGCAAUAUUAGCCAUUAGAGUGUGCACGGAUCCACACUUCAAAAAUCGACCGGAAAUAGUAGAUUCUCAAUGUAUGGUAGUGGUCAGAUGCGCCAAGGAUCCUGGAGUUCAACAUCUUUAGAGGCCCCUGGCAGUUUGAGGCUCUGACCCCACUAACAAACUCAGUUUGUGAGCCAAAAUGAAUCCACCUGUGGUCUGAAUAAA
This is a messenger RNA of Onychostoma macrolepis, 2790 nucleotides long. Its product is annotated as SLAM family member 9-like. The transcript has 6 exons. The record is from RefSeq and is a predicted model, not a curated record. Lineage: Eukaryota; Metazoa; Chordata; Actinopteri; Cypriniformes; Cyprinidae. The coding region runs from base 1531 to 2364 and encodes 277 amino acids.